Messenger RNA from Carassius gibelio (silver crucian carp), 1750 nucleotides. Its product is annotated as interferon-inducible GTPase 5-like. Gene Ontology annotation, molecular function: GTP binding. Bases 4 to 1338 code for a protein of 444 amino acids. The record is from RefSeq and is a predicted model, not a curated record. Gene Ontology annotation, cellular component: membrane. Lineage: Eukaryota; Metazoa; Chordata; Actinopteri; Cypriniformes; Cyprinidae. The transcript has a single exon.
GUUAUGGAGAUACAGAAGCAAGAAUUGCUCAGUGGAGCGGUGUGUCCAGAUGCCAAGGAGUCACAAGAUGACACAGAUAAUGUGUUUCUGUGUAAAGCAAAGGAGAACAUUCAUUUAAAAUCAGAAAGCACUGAGAACAGGGAAAGUAUAAACACAACACCUAAAAAGCAAGAAGAGGAGCAUAUAUAUGAAGUACCUGAUGUUAUACUCACUAGUUCUGCUGAAUACAUUUAUGAAACAGGAAGUGUUAAAGAACCACUGAAGCACCUGGACAACGUCACACUUCACAUUGCUGUUACAGGAUCAACUGGAGCAGGAAAAUCCAGCUUUAUCAAUGCAAUACGAGGUCUGAAACCUGACGACAUCAACGCAGCUCCCACAGGAGUGACUGAGACGACAGUGACAUCAACAGUGUACGCACAUCCUACAAUGCCCAGUGUAAAAUUUUGGGACCUGCCAGGGACUGGAAGUCCCAAAUUUAAAGCCAAAAAAUAUCUAAAGGACGUGAAACUUGAAACCUUUGACUUCUUCAUCAUCAUCUCCUCCGAGAGAUUCAAAGAAAAUGAUAUCAUGCUGGCUAAAGCAAUUAAAGAGAAGAAGAAGUUGUUCUACUUUCUCCGCUCGAAGAUUGACAAUGACAUUCGAGCAGAAUCUCAAAGGAAAGACUUCGAUGAGCAGAAAGUUCUCUCACAUAUUCGCGAGGACUGCCAUAGAAACCUUAAUGAUGUGAAUAACCUCAAACCAGAAAUUUUUCUGAUUUCCUCUUUUGAAUUGCAUAAAUAUGAUUUUCAAACCCUCAUCGACACACUGGAGAAGCAGCUACCUGCUCACAAGAGAGAUGCUUUGAUUUUGUCCUUGCCAAUAUACUCCUCUAAGAUUCUGGAUGAGAAAAUUGAGCUGUUUAUGAAGCAAACCUGGUCGGCAGCAGUCGCCUCUGGGUCCAUUGCUGUGGCUCCAGUGCCUGGUCUUUCCAUGGCUUGUGAUGCUGCCAUUUUGCUGGCUUUCUUUACCAAGUGUUACUAUGCGUUCGGUCUGGAUGAUGAAUCAAUAGAUAAGCUUUCAGUCAGAGUCAACAAUCCAUCCCUUAAAUCUGUAAGAAAGUCACCUCUAGUGAUAGCUAUUGGGCAAAAGAAACUCAGUAGUAAGGAGCUAUCAGCACUGACAAAUAGGGAAGCAGCAGUUAAGUUUGCGUGGAGCAUGGUUCCUGUUGUAGGUAGUAAAAAAACUGCAGAAAUGUCUUACUCCGCAACACUGAACCUUCUGCGAGCAGGAGUUCAGGAUCUUGCUGAGACAGCCAAAGAAGUGCUGAAAGUGGCAGGUCUGACUGACGUCUACUGAAAUCACAGACUGAGGUCAGUCAAGAGGUCAUGCCAUUGAUCUUUUUCGUUAAGCCUUUUUUACUUUUUUUUACGCAGUCACCUUCACUCAUAAGUAACUCAAAAUUAUGCUGAGCUGCAUGUUAUUACUGUUUUGAACAUGUUUUUCCAUAUUAUCUUAAAAAUGCCUUAAAUUGCUUUUGUUAAUUGAUUUACUUCCUGUAAAACAUUCCAAUAAAGGGCAAAAUAAAAAUUGUUUAUUAUCUGUUUUUAAUGAUGUAUAGGCUAAUGUCUCAUACAUAAUAAAAAUUAAACGGUGUUUAGCUUUUAUUAUAAAAACAUUUACUCGUUUUUAAACUGAAGCAUGGUUAAACCUUUGCAAUGGGCAAUUCCUAAGUCGCAUAAUAUAUAACCAAAUAGCGUGUCAGAAUGUU